AGAUAAUAGUAUUAGAAAAGUCUUUGAGAAAUCAAAACUCUUCAUUUUUCCCUUUUUUUUUUCAUAGUCAACAAUAAUUUUCUUAACUAGGGUUUCUAUUACAAAACUAUUUGUAAUUAGAAAACUAUUACAAAGUUUUCUAAUUACUUUUCUCUUCAUCUUUCAGAUCUGAAAAACCAUAAAGUUUUUAUUUUUAGGGGUUAUAUCCACUUCAAGAUUUAGAAUCUUUCUAUUUUUGGAAACUUCUCAUGAAUUGGUGGAAAGAGAACACUUCUGAACUAUUUCUAAUACGUUAAAGACAUUUUCUCGCGAACAAGAAAAUGGUGAGGGGAAAAACUGAGAUAAAAAGGAUUGAAAAUGCAACAAGUAGACAAGUGACUUUCUCAAAAAGAAGAGGUGGACUACUUAAGAAGGCAUUUGAACUCUCAGUUCUUUGUGAUGCUGAAGUUAGUCUUAUCAUUUUUUCUCAAAAAGGAAAGCUUUUUGAGUUUUCAAGUUCAAGUACUAACAAGACAAUAGAACGUUAUCAGAAGAAUGACAAGAAUUUGAGACAUGACAAAAUAUUACUUGAACAGACUACUGAGCAUUUGAAGGAGGAGGUUAUGAGCAUGACUAGGAAUCUGGAGGUUCUUGAAAACUCUAAAAGAAGGCUUUUAGGAGAAGAUUUAGAGUCUUGCUCCAUUGAUGAACUUGAAAUGGUUGAAGGACAGUUAGAUCAAAGUUUAAGAAAUAUUAGGGCAAAAAAGAACCAGCUAUACAAGGAAAAAAUUUCUCUUCUAAAAGACGAGGAAAAAGUCCUAAUGGAGAAAAAUGCAGAAUUGCGGGAAAAGUAUGAGGCUCUACCGCUGCCUUUAUUUAUUGAUCAACAAGAAGAUGAAAGUCCUCAAGCACGAAAAAUGGAGGUAGAUACACAACUAUUUAUUGGAUUUCCUGAAAGAUGACUAAAGACGAAGUCAAGAUUUGAAGUUUAUGGAUUUAAGAAUUUUAUUUACUUGAAUCACUUUAUUCUAAAUUAAUAAUUUAUAUGUAUUCAACUGUUUUCUUGAAACAAAUAUAGAAUUUUAAUC
Solanum stenotomum is the source of this 1067-nucleotide messenger RNA. Its product is annotated as MADS-box protein SOC1-like. Gene Ontology annotation, molecular function: RNA polymerase II cis-regulatory region sequence-specific DNA binding; protein dimerization activity; DNA-binding transcription factor activity, RNA polymerase II-specific. Gene Ontology annotation, cellular component: nucleus. The record is from RefSeq and is a predicted model, not a curated record. Gene Ontology annotation, biological process: positive regulation of transcription by RNA polymerase II. The transcript is spliced from 8 exons. The coding region runs from base 321 to 941 and encodes 206 amino acids. Lineage: Eukaryota; Viridiplantae; Streptophyta; Magnoliopsida; Solanales; Solanaceae.